Molecule: messenger RNA, 1251 nt
Organism: Mycena indigotica
Lineage: Eukaryota; Fungi; Basidiomycota; Agaricomycetes; Agaricales; Mycenaceae
Product: ArfGap-domain-containing protein
Exons: 5
Coding region: 1-1251 (416 amino acids)
Biological process (GO): regulation of endocytosis; regulation of ARF protein signal transduction
Cellular component (GO): Golgi membrane
Molecular function (GO): GTPase activator activity
Source: RefSeq, a predicted model, not a curated record
AUGGAUCAGGCUGCCGCAAAGAAGGUUCUGCAAGACCUCAUAAAGUCGGACAACCGUCUUUGCUGCGACUGUGGCAACCCGAAUCCACAGUGGGCCUCUCUUGGUUUCGCCGUGUUCUUGUGUCUCCAAUGUGCUGGGACGCACAGAGGGUUCGGCGUGCAUAUUAGCUUUGUCCGUUCGGUGUCUAUGGAUGCCUGGCAGCCGGACCAGCUCAAGAGAAUGCAGAUCGGCGGCAAUGCUGCAUUCAAACAGUUCAUGAAAUCCUACGAGCCCGCAGAGCAGGGAGGCUACAAGGAGAACAACUCUGCAUACGACAUUUAUCAUUGUUGGGCGGCCUCACAAUAUCGCGAGAAGCUCGACGCCGAAAUCGCAGGCAAAUCCUGGGCCCCAUCAGCACCCCCACCCCCGACAUUGCCGAGCAAUGAUUCCGCUGCCGCUGGUCUUCGCAAAUCAAGGGCGUCUGCUCGCUCCGCCACCGGGUCCUCUUUGCGUGGCGAUUCCGCUUCCCCAGCCUCCUUCGGUUCCGGUCGCCAAACACCCGACCUCGGUGCGAACGGUCCCGCCGACCAAAAAUCCGCCAACGAAUCAUAUUUCGCGAAUCUCGGUGCUGCCAAUGCUGCACGUUCAGCUGAUUUGCCUCCUUCUCAAGGUGGCCGCUACGCUGGAUUUGGCAGCACUCCCUCGCCCGCGCCGAGCCAACACCCUUCAUAUGGCAUGUCUUCUGCCGCCGCUCCAUCACUUGCCGAACUCCAGGAAAACCCCGUUGCUGCACUGAGCAAGGGGUGGUCUCUCUUCUCCGCUGCUGUCGUGGGUGCAUCACGCGCCGUCUCAGAGAACGUCAUUCAGCCAGGCAUGGAGAAGAUGCGCGACCCAAAUCUCCAGGCAAACGUGAUGGGUUACGUCUCCGAGGCCCAGAAGCGCGCUGCGGCCGUUGGCGGAGCCGCCAACCAGUGGUCGAAGAAUCAAUUUGGUGUAGAUGUUGCGGAGAGCGUGGGUGGCGCGAUGGGUGCUGUGCGUGACCGUGUCGGCCCGUCCCCGUCGCAGCAGGGAUAUGGCUCUGUGGGUGGGUAUGAUGGGGAAUCAACGUCGCUUUACCAUGAUGACGACGAUGAUCUGUUCUCGGAGUACAAAGGGUAUGACCAACCUCAGUCGUUGUCUGCCUCGACUGCCCCUGCCUCUUCGAGUGGUAUGAAGCCAGCCGCCCCGGCUAAAAAGGACAACGAUUGGGACGAUGAGUGGAAGGAUUUCUAG